Chondrus crispus (carragheen) is the source of this 2497-nucleotide messenger RNA. RefSeq names its product 1,4-alpha-Glucan branching enzyme. The record is from RefSeq and is a predicted model, not a curated record. Gene Ontology annotation, molecular function: cation binding; 1,4-alpha-glucan branching enzyme activity; hydrolase activity, hydrolyzing O-glycosyl compounds. NCBI's taxonomy places the organism in Eukaryota, Rhodophyta, Florideophyceae, Gigartinales, Gigartinaceae. Gene Ontology annotation, biological process: glycogen biosynthetic process. The transcript has 2 exons. Gene Ontology annotation, cellular component: cytoplasm. Bases 1 to 2265 code for a protein of 754 amino acids.
AUGGGCGGCGCGCAGGAGAACACGGACCCGCACUUCCAGGCGUGGAAGGACGCGUCGGACGGGACGGCCUGCAUCCGCGACGACCGCUAUCUCGAGCCGUACGCGGACGCCCUACGCUACCGCUAUGCUAAGUAUCAGGAGAUCCGCUCGGCGAUUGACGAGUCGGAGGGCGGCCUGGACAACUUUUCGCGCGGCUACGAGAACAUGGGCCUGACCCGCGUCAAGGGCGGCGUGCGCUACCGCGAGUGGGCCCCAAGCGCAAAGGAGAUGUACUUCUUCGGCGAGUUUAACAACUGGGACCGCAAGGCUUGCCCCAUGAAGAGAGGAGAGUUUGGCAUUUGGGAGUGCUUUGUGAAGGAUGCCGAAGAUGGCGCCAUGGGCAUUCCGCAUGCUACCAAGGUGAAGGCUACUGUUAUUACGCAUGGGGGUAUGUCGCUGGAUCGUAACCCGGCCUGGGCUGGCUACUGUGUCCAGGAUAACUCGACCUUCUUGUAUGAUGCCAUGUUCUGGCAUCCGAAGGAGAGUUAUAAGUGGAAGUCUGAGCCCCAUGUGAAGCGUCCGCAGAGUCUCAGGAUCUAUGAGUGCCAUGUGGGUAUGGGGACCAACGAUUUGAAGGUCGGUACUUACCGGGAGUUUGCGGAUAACGUACUGCCCAGGAUCAAGGAGACAGGCUACACCGCCCUGCAGAUCAUGGCCAUCAUGGAGCACGCCUACUACGCGAGCUUUGGCUACCAUGUCACAAACUUUUUCGCCAUCUCGAGCAGGUCGGGCGCUCCAGAGGACUUGAAGUACUUGAUUGAUAAGGCCCACCAACUCGGCUUGUACGUCUUGAUGGACAUUGUCCACUCGCAUGCCUCGUCCAACUCCAUGGAUGGUAUCAACCAAUUUGACGGCACCGACCACCACUACUUCCAUGAGGGCGAGAGGGGGAGGCAUUCACUCUGGGAUUCUAGGUUGUUCAACUAUGGCCACUGGGAGGUCCUCCGCUUUUUACUCUCCAACCUGCGCUGGUACAUGGAGGAGUAUCACUUUGACGGCUUCCGUUUUGACGGUGUCACCAGUAUGCUCUACUUGCACUCGGGCAUCGGCGUCCAGUUUUCGGGUGACUAUGGAGAGUACUUUGGCUUCCAGGUUGACAUUGACGCCUGCGUGUACAUGAUGCUCGCCAACGAGCUCGUCCACUCGCUCUACCCGGAUGUUGCCGUUACCGUUGCUGAGGAUGUGAGCGGCAUGCCCACGCUAUGCGUCCCCGUCGAGCGCGGCGGGCUCGGCUUUGACUACCGCCUCGCCAUGGCUAUUCCGGACAUGUGGAUUGAGAUUUUCGAAAAGGAAAAGGACGAAAAUUGGAAGAUGGGCAACAUUGUCUUCACCCUCACCAAUCGAAGGUGGAAUGAGAAGACGAUUGGCUACUGCGAGAGCCACGACCAGGCCCUCGUGGGGGACAAGACCAUGGCAUUUUGGUUGAUGGAUGCCGCCAUGUACACAGACAUGAGCUGCGACGGCUACCCAUCGCCGGCCGUGGAGAGGGGUGUGGCUUUGCACAAGAUGAUCCGCUUGCUCACGAUGUGUCUCUCGGGCGAGGGCUAUCUCACUUUUAUGGGCAACGAGUUUGGACACCCCGAAUGGAUCGACUUUCCGCGCGAGGGCAAUAAUAACUCGUACCAGCAUGCGCGCCGUCGGUGGGACUUGGUGGAUAACAAGCAGCUGAGAUAUCGGCAUCUGUAUCUGUUUGAGCAGCAAAUGCACGCGCUGGAGGAGAAACACCCGUUCUGCCGCUUCCAGGUGCACCAGUACGUCGUUUUGCAGCACGAGACGGAUAAGGUCAUUGUUGUGGAGCGGGGCGACCGUCUGCUGUUUGUUUUCAACUUCAAUCAUUCGCAGUCCUUUACCGACUACCGCGUCGGGACAUACUGGGGCGGCCGAUAUCGGUUAGUACUCGACUCGGACGGGUCUGAAACUGGGGGCCACGGGCGCCUCGAUCGGAACGUGGUCCAUGAGACGCGAACAGAAUCGUGGCAGGAUCGACCGAAUUAUUUGCAAGUGUACGCGCCCGCCAGAACAUGCCAGGUGUACCAUUGCUAUGAGACAUGGGACGAAGUGUCGCAGGACAGUGGUCGGGUAGAGCCCAAACAGGCAGCGGUGACAGAAACGCCGUCGUCGGGUGUGACACAAGUCGAAGUUGUGGCGAGCAAACUUGAGGCUACAAACAUAAACGGCGCUGGAAACGGCGCUGCUCCAAAGCCCGAGGCUGCCGGGGCGAAGUAGGCGUUUCUCGGUGUGUGUGAUGUCUUGCUGAUUUGCUGCUGCACGAGGUAGGUAGGCUCGCGCAGACUAAAGAGGGAGAGGAAGAGAGAAAGAAUGAAGAUUGGGCUUUUUGCUGGAGCUUUUCAACAACUGCGGUUGUCUAUCUUAUUUGGACUUUUUUGUUUAACUUGUUAACUUGCUGGCAUUUUCGGCCUCGCCCGCAUAAAGAGUUGUGGCUCUCUUUCCCGCUGUG